AACCCCUCCACUUCCCAUUUCGUAUCAAACCAAGUCCACCUCUAUCUCGCCGUCGCCUCCCCGCUCCUUUGCUUCCGCCCGGCCGUUUCUCUAGGGUUUAACGCCAUGGACGUCGAGGACGAGCUCCCGACCGCCCCCGCGCCCGCGGACGGCGGAGAGUCCUCGCACGCGCUGGUGUCCGGGGACCAGUUGGACGUGGAGGCGUACGCGGCGCAGUACUCGGGGCGCACGCGCGUGGGGCGGCUCCUCUUCAUCGCGGAGAAGUGCGGGUCGGAGCAGAUGCGGCUGGAUGCGCUCCGGCUGGCCUACGACUGGGCCCUCAAGGGCGAGGACACGGCCCUCCACCGCGACGUCUCCGCCAAGAUCGCCGGCCGCCUUGGGCCCCGCUACACCGCCGACCAGCCCUGGUCCGACGCCGUCGAGCGCCGCGCCCUGCUGCGCAAGGAUAAGCUUGACAGCGAGCUCAAUGUCUACAGGACCAAUCUGAUCAAAGAGAGUAUCCGGAUGGGCUACAAUGACCUUGGUGAUUUCCACUAUGCUCAAGGCCACCUUUCAGACGCCUUCAAGAGCUAUAUCAGGACCCGCGAUUACUGCACUACCUCGAAGCAUGUUGUUCAGAUGUGCUUGAAUGUCAUACUUGUUAGCAUUGAGCUGGGGCAGUUUAUGCACGUGUCAAAUUAUGUCAUCAAGGCGGAGCAGACCCCAGACGAUUUGGAUCGUAUUACUGCCGCCAAGUUGCGAGCUGCUGCUGGAUUAGCCUACAUGGAAACAAACAAGUACAAACUUGCUGCCCGGAAGUUUAUAGAGACAGGAUCAGAGCUAAGGAGCAACUAUUCUGAAGUUAUAGCUCCACACGAUGUUGCUGUCUAUGGUGCACUAUGCGCGCUUGCUUCUUUUGAUCGCUCAGAGCUGAAGAGCAAAGUUAUUGACAACUACAAUUUUUGCAAUUUCUUGGAGUUAGUGCCUGAAGUAAGGGAGCUGGUAAAUGAUUUUUAUGCAAGCCGCUAUGGGUCAUGUCUGGGAUAUCUUGAGAAGCUGAAGUCAAACCUGCUGCUGGAUAUGCAUCUGCAUGGGCAUAUAGAAACUCUGUACAAGGACAUUCGACACAAAGCCAUCAUACAGUACACUUUCCCAUUCAUAUCUGUUGAUCUCAACUUGAUGGCUGUUGCCUUCCAGACAUCUGUGUCCCUGCUAGAGAAAGAGCUGGCAGCGCUUAUCACUGAUAACAAAAUACAGGCUCGUAUCGACUCACACAACAAGAUUCUAUACGCAAGCCACGCCGACCAAAGGAAUGGAACUUUCCAGCGUGCACUGCAGACUGGCAAUGAGUUUGAGAGAGAUGUCAAGUCCAUGCUUCUGAGGGCGAACCUUCUCAAGCACGAGUUCAGCCAGAAGGCAGCAGAAAGGAAGGUGUGAAAACAAGUUCUCCUUGGUUCGGGCCAUAGGUGCAUUGAGCGAUUUUAGUGAUGAUUCGUGCCAUAGUCAAGUGUUUCAUGUCAUGAUCGGAAUAUUCAAGCUAAGAUACUAGACAAAGAUAAUAUUACUCCUGCCAUGCACGUCUUUUGCGGAGACCAUGUGGUUAAUUUUGUACUACUUAUUACUGGCAUUCAUUUUGGAGUUUUCGUAUAGACUUA
This is a messenger RNA of Triticum urartu, 1634 nucleotides long. Its product is annotated as COP9 signalosome complex subunit 1. Gene Ontology annotation, cellular component: COP9 signalosome. NCBI's taxonomy places the organism in Eukaryota, Viridiplantae, Streptophyta, Magnoliopsida, Poales, Poaceae. The record is from RefSeq and is a predicted model, not a curated record.